Panicum virgatum (switchgrass) is the source of this 1882-nucleotide messenger RNA. RefSeq names its product serine/threonine/tyrosine-protein kinase HT1-like. The record is from RefSeq and is a predicted model, not a curated record. The transcript is spliced from 5 exons. Gene Ontology annotation, biological process: protein phosphorylation. Gene Ontology annotation, molecular function: ATP binding; protein kinase activity. NCBI's taxonomy places the organism in Eukaryota, Viridiplantae, Streptophyta, Magnoliopsida, Poales, Poaceae. The coding region runs from base 134 to 1417 and encodes 427 amino acids.
UUCGCCGACCGAUCGGCCGGCCGGCUCGACGCGAAUUGCUUUGUUCCUGCACGCAGGAAGAGUUCCAGUAAACAAUCGCCGCCCCCCCUCUUGUUUGUUCUUCGCGGCUUACCAGUGCUAACAAGCAACGCCGAUGAGCGACCACGCGCAGCCGCGGCACGACCACCACCGCGGCCUCCGCGGCCGCCUCGCCGGCCUCUUCUCCUCGCCGCCGCCGCAGCCGUCGAACCCCCAGCCCAACGAGCAGGUCGCCAAGCUGCUGGAGGAGCUCGGGAGGCAGAGGGAUCUCACGGAGACGUACAAGGCGCGGCUCGAGAGCACGCAGGGGUACCUCCGGUUCUGCCUCGAGGUCGCCCAGGACCGCAGCUUCCUGCACCUGAUAUCCGACGGCGCGCAGCAGCACUCGCCGCACCGCGGCGCCGACCCCGAGACGGCACCGACCGCCGCCGGCGACGACGACACGAACGAGACAGCGGAGAUGCCGCCGCCGUGCGACCCGUACCUGGCCGCCACGCGCGGCCUCGCCGUGGAGCACGGCUGGUCCGUCGCGCCGGAAGAGAUCGAACUGCACGAGGUGGUAGGCCGGGGCACGACGGCGGACAUCCACAGGGCGACGUGGCGCGGGCUCGAGGUGGCGGUGAAGUGGGUGCGGCCGGAGCUCCUUGUCACCAACCCCGGCGCCGAGGCCUUCUUCGCGCAGGAGGCCGAGCUGCUGUCGCGGCAGCGGCACCCGCACGUGCUGCGCCUGAUGGGCGCGUGCCUGCGGCCCCCGGGGAGCUGCUUCCUGGUGACCGAGCUGCUGAGCGGCGCGACGCUCGGGGAGUGGCUGCACGGGGGCAGGAGGCGGCGGCCGCGGGCGGCGUCGUCCUCGCCGCCGCCGCUGGUGGACAGGGUGAGCAGGGCGCUGGAGAUCGCGCUGGCCAUGCGGCACCUCCACGAGCAGACGCCCAGGGUCGUGCACCGCGACCUCAAGCCCAGCAACGUCCUCCUGGAUGCUGAGCUGCGCGCGCGGGUCUCCGACUUCGGCCACGCCAGGUUCCUGCCGGACGGCAAGGAGGCGCUCACCGGCGAAACGGGGACUUAUGUGUACAUGGCUCCUGAAGUGAUUCGCUGCGAACCCUACACCGAGAAAUGCGACGUCUACAGCUUCGGCAUCAUACUGAAUGAACUGAUAACUGCAGAGCAUCCGUACAUCGAUACAAGCUACGGGCCGAGUAAGAUUGCGCUGGGAGUAGCAGACGGAAAAUUAAGGCCUCAACUCCCAGAGAGCGAUGGAUAUCCUACUGGCCUGAUUGAUCUCAUCUGCCGAACCUGGGAUGCAAAACCUUCAAGACGGCCUUCGUUUGCCGCAAUAACUUCCGCGCUUCGAGAAAUCAGACAGCAGAUUGUGCAACACGGAGAACAAUACCAAAACUAGAGUCAUGCAUAGGCUUACUUGUUUGCAAGAGAGGGAAAUGGAAAGAAAUGGAAACUGCAGCCAAUUCCGGUGAGCUUUCACUUAUUGGUUGCACUACUUUCAUAGUUCUGAAUUUCUGACUUCUGGUAGCACACGAAAUUUCUUGGCAAGUUGUACAUAGCAGUAAUCUCCUUGCUAUUAUUUUGCAUUCAGAGCAGCUAAUUUACAACUAGAUGACAACAUUUCUUGCAUUAACGGAGAAGGCGCUGAUACCGGAAGAACAGGUGCGAGGCUUCAAGCGCAGCAUGCUCUUCCAUGCCCGUAAAUGAACCUGGCAUCGUCUUCGGUGUACACAUGAGUCUCAUUCAACAGCCUGUAAUUUUUCUUUUAAGAAGGCAAAUCAUUGGAGGAACUAGCAUACUGACUAUGCACUGUCAUAACCUACUAAGUGCCUGAUGAAGUGAGCAAAAGGCGCUACUUACGACU